AUUCCCAGUUCAAGAAAACAUUUCUUCUUUAAACAUGUCUGCUCUAGAACUUGUUCUUCUUUCUCAUUUUUCUAAACAUGAUUACUAGUCAGGAAACUUGUCCAUGCAACUUCAAUGGGAAUGAACAGAUAAUUGGCUACCCAUUUGGAGUACAAAAUGUUCAAGGUAAGAGAUGUGGUAUCCAGGCACCGGGUUUUGGUGGUCUCACAUGCGAUGCUUACUAUCAAGCAGUUCUUAAUCUUCCAGCGUCCGGAAUGUUUUUUGUUCGAAGAAUCGAUUAUAAGGCCAAAGAGAUAACACUAGGUCUCAACGGUAAUUGCAUGGUGCUGCAACGUCUAAUACAAUAUCCGUUACCUCUCAAUCUGUCACCUUUCAGACGUAUGUACGAUGUGAAUUCCAACUUCUUUACUUGUCCGUCAUCAAUUACUAAAGAUCCCAGUGUCGCGGUGGCUCUGUACUCGAGUAAUAUUUUUCUUCUCGGUUGCUAUAGUAACGUGACAUUUACUAUGCUUGCAGUACCGAGCACUAGCAAGAUCAAUCCAAACGUAUUUUCAGAUGGAAAUUGCACGUAUCGAACUUUUCCAAUUCCUGCUAGUUACAAUUUCAAAUCGGAUGAACUCCAUCUUAUAUAUGAUACACCGAUACCGAUACCGAUACCGACACCGCAGCAACGGGAAUCGAACAAUGGCAAAUCGGGGCAAAACGGAGGUGUCAUCGGCGGCGCCACAGUUGCCGCAGUUGUAAUUUUGGCGGUAGUCGCUUACGUCACUAGGGACUACAAAAUAUGGGCACAGGCGAGGGAUUGCCUUAUGGCCGCGUUACUAAUCGUGACCGGUUGUCCGGAUUGUUUUUUUUGUUGCGGGCAUGGAACUCGAACAACAUAAAAGAUUUUGUUUGGAAGAUAAGUUUACAACAUAGAUGAUUGAGAGAUCAUCCAUCACAUGCUUUUCAGAAAAAUAAAUUGCCCUGCAAAAGAUUGUAACUUCAUAAAAGUAACGGAGGUUUCUGUUUGUUUUGAUUAUGUUUAUGUAUUGA
Molecule: messenger RNA, 1035 nt
Organism: Papaver somniferum (opium poppy)
Lineage: Eukaryota; Viridiplantae; Streptophyta; Magnoliopsida; Ranunculales; Papaveraceae
Exons: 2
Coding region: 78-884 (268 amino acids)
Molecular function (GO): polysaccharide binding
Source: RefSeq, a predicted model, not a curated record